Rhagoletis zephyria (snowberry fruit fly) is the source of this 696-nucleotide messenger RNA. The record is from RefSeq and is a predicted model, not a curated record. NCBI's taxonomy places the organism in Eukaryota, Metazoa, Arthropoda, Insecta, Diptera, Tephritidae.
AUGGGUGAUAAAGAGCUAAAGCCUCUGCAGCACAAAUACGAUGUUUGGUUUCGCGGCAUUAAUCGCGGAAAAGUGGUUCCCAACUCGCAAAACUAUGAUCAAAACUUGAAAAUCGUCGCCUCAUUUGACACUCCUCUGCAGCACAAAUACGAUGUUUGGUUUCGCGGCAUUAAUCGCGGAAAAGUGGUGCCCAACUCGCAAAACUAUGAUCAAAACUUGAAAAUCGUCGCCUCAUUUGACACUGUACAGAGCUUUUGGUCGGUGUACACGCACCUUGUUCGUCCAAAUGAUCUUACUGGCCACUGUGAUCUUCAUGUUUUCAAAUCGGGCAUCAAACCACUGUGGGAGGAUCCAGCCAAUCGCGACGGUGGAAUGUGGAAGUUGAGAUUGCGCAAAGGACUAGCUUCGAGAUUCUGGGAAAAUCUAUUGCUUGCCUUCAUCGGUGAGCAAUUUAUGGUUGGCGACGACAUUUGUGGCAUCGUGGUGGCCUGCAGAUUCUACGAAGACUACAUCUGCAUCUGGAACCGAAGCGGUCACGAUCAGGAAAUCAAAACGAAGAUUAAUCAAACUCUCAAACGCAUUUUAAACCUUCCUUCCACCAUCAUUCUGGAGUACAAGGUGCACAGUGAGGCGCUGAAAAAGUGCAACAAUCGUUCUUCGAAUAAAACAAAUAAGAACAUGGUCAUUGCGACUUGA